AUGAAUCUGGAUGUGAGCAGUAAUUGGCUGAAAUGGGAUUUGACACUGCAACAUGCAACAUCUUCCGUCCCUUCCUUCCGACUCUUGAACUCCCUCGCGUCUCUUUUCCACCCACCCACCCACACACGCGCACUCACACAUACACGAACGCCAAUGUAUCGCCGACGAUUCAAAAAGAAACAAGAGACCACCUUCCCCGAUACCAUUGAAGGCUUUGGCUAUGUCGUCAAAGAGAAUGGUGAAAUCCGCCAUAAAGAGAAAGAUGAAAAAUACGAGUUCGAGUAUAUUCCCAAGGAUCGUCCAUACAAUGAGGCUCGCUACAAUGCUUUCAUAAAUCUCGUGGGCGAUCUGGUCGAGCAAGAACUACAAAGCGCGCCACUCAACUUCCAAAAGACCAUCAUCCCAGUGAACGCCAAUCCAUCAACCGAACCACACACCUACAUUUAUAUGACACCGAAUGCAAUGACAACAUCCGACAAGCUUUUAUGCUUGAUUCCUGGCAACAAUACUCGUAUUGGACAAUGGACAAAGCGCGUCAUGUGUGAUGACAACAUCAAUUCCGGAUCCAUGGUGGAUGUAUCGCUUCAAGCGCUUAAAAAAGGAUACGAGGUGAUGAUAUUGAAUCCCAAUGGUAUCUAUUGGUACGAUAACCGAGCUCGGGAAGCACCUCCUUUGACACACAUGAACUUUUCCAUGGUCCCUGAAAAUGAAGGACCCGAGGCACAUUGUCUUUAUGUUUUCCAACACUUUAUUAGCAAAUGCAAUGCAGCACGUAUAGCGAUGUUUACUCUUGGAUGGGGAGGUCAUACCUUGACUGAACUUUUGAAUCAUGAUGGUGACUUUUUCAAAAAGCGUGUACGGGCAGUGGCCAUGGCAGAUAGUACUCACUCGAGUGACCUUCUCAAGGGGGAUGACAAGCGUGCAUGGAUGCGGAACCAUGUGGUGAAUUGGGCAGUGUCAUCCGAACCAAGAGGUCAGCCAAUAACCGAUAAUCGAUUUGGUUGUGAUUGUCUAUCAUCAGAGCUCGAGAUUUCAGAUUAUACGUUGCCGACAUGCCUUGAUGCAAUGUGGAAGUUUAUUGAUAUCCAAAUGGGGGACGCUGAACCAGAAGAAGUGGAUGAUGAAAUCACACGACCAGAGCUAUUGGAUGAACAAGAAGCUGAAUUAGAGGAGCACCUUAAUGUUGUGAGCAUCGGCUAG
This is a messenger RNA of Lichtheimia ornata, 1200 nucleotides long. RefSeq lists its product as uncharacterized. Gene Ontology annotation, molecular function: siRNA binding. Gene Ontology annotation, cellular component: nucleus. The transcript is spliced from 12 exons. Bases 1 to 1200 code for a protein of 399 amino acids. Gene Ontology annotation, biological process: regulatory ncRNA-mediated heterochromatin formation. The record is from RefSeq and is a predicted model, not a curated record. NCBI's taxonomy places the organism in Eukaryota, Fungi, Mucoromycota, Mucoromycetes, Mucorales, Lichtheimiaceae.